AUGGAAUACAAAAUUUGCCACGCUGUCAAGACACAGUCAUCGGAUGAACACGUUACUAAAUUAAUCACAAGAUUUCCUAAAGUGUUCAAAAAGGAUUUAGGACUUUGUACCAAAACAAAAGUAAAACUACAUCUGAUACCGAAUGCUAAACCUACUUAUAUCCAGAAGCGCCCCGUUUCGUACGCAGCGUUACCCAAGAUUGAUGCCGAAUUACGUCUCGAGAAGCUAAACAUCAUAGAGAAGACAGAUUUCUCAUUAUGGGCAGCACCUAUUGUAGCGGUCAACAAACCUAACGGGAAGAUUCGCAUAUGUGCUGAUUAUUCCACUGGAUUGAACGCCGCAUUACAACCUAAUAAACAUCCACUACCACUUCCUGACGACAUUUUUGCCAAGUUAGCGGGUAAACAAUAUUUCACAGUAAUCGACUUCUCAGAUGCGUAUUUUCAAUUGGCAGUGGAGGAAGAGUCUCAAGAAUUGUUAACCAUCAAUACACAUCGCGGGCUAUUCAAAUUUAAAAGAUUACCAUUUGGUGUCAAAUCUGCACCAGGAGCAUUUUAA
This is a messenger RNA of Wasmannia auropunctata (little fire ant), 558 nucleotides long. RefSeq lists its product as uncharacterized. Lineage: Eukaryota; Metazoa; Arthropoda; Insecta; Hymenoptera; Formicidae. The coding region runs from base 1 to 558 and encodes 185 amino acids. The transcript has 2 exons. The record is from RefSeq and is a predicted model, not a curated record.